Lolium perenne is the source of this 1041-nucleotide messenger RNA. The record is from RefSeq and is a predicted model, not a curated record. NCBI's taxonomy places the organism in Eukaryota, Viridiplantae, Streptophyta, Magnoliopsida, Poales, Poaceae.
GGUGGCGGCGGGGUACACAUGGACUUUGACGAGCCACCCUCCGCUUCUGGCGACGUGGCUCCUGAGUUGUUCCUAGAGGGUCCGUCUAGUGGGGAGGUGGAGAUGGAGACAGAGUCUACACACGAGUCGGACUCUAGGGCUGAGUUGGAGGUGAUGGAGGAUGGGGGUGCGCCGAAGCCCUUGAAGCUUCGUGGAGAAGCUAGAGUCCCCGAUGCGAGGAAGGAGCCGAAGACCCAUGAUGACAAGGCCCUUAUCAUUCCUUCGAGCGAUGACAACUGGACAUGGGAUGCCAAGCCCCCCCGCAUGCCUAACAGCUUGCUUGGGGCUCUGAUUAAGAAGUUCUGGCCCGGCAGAUACACUCCCCUUAGCACGGUCCUCGGUGGCGCGACGAAGCUAGCCACUACUUGGGCGGACUAUGAGGAUGCCCCUGCCGUAGGCUUCGCGACAGCUGCUGAGGCUGUGACCACCAAGUUCUGGUGCUUCUAUCGUGUGGACCCGGAGCAUGACACGCAGGCGCGUCUCACUUUGCGUGGCGCUUGCGAGAGGUUGACACCGCAGCAGUGGUACAACCAAAAGUUCACCAGCGCUAGUGCCUUCUGGGCUAACAAGGGUAAGAGGGUCAAGAAGGAGUACUAUGUUGGUAACCAGCCUACGGAUGAAUGGGCAAUGACCAUUGAGGAGUACAUGUCGGUUUGUCCCGAGUGGGCCGAGCAGCAUAGGGAGGCAUGGGAGGAGCUGAUUAGGGCGAGGUGGCUCAGGGAGGACGAGGAGUUUGCAGCCGUGUCGAGGCGGAACAUGGAGAACCGAGGCACCGGUGGCACACACUGCGCGGGAAACCGCGACUACACCCGCUACAAGGGGAAAAUGGUGGCCGAGGCAGCACCUGGGGUGGUGCUUCAUGAUGCCCAGAUAUAUGACAUGAUGCGGACGAAGAAGAAGCCCAAUCCCGCAUUGCCUCAGCCACAGUACUACGGCAAUGCCAAGGCCGCCAAGGAGGACUACUGCGACAUGGUUCAGUCUCGUCAACCCCGAGGUGGAUGA